AUGGAUUCGCUGUCAACCAAUCCCAUGUGUUCGUGCGCAACGGGUGCCGACGGUUCUGGAGAAAGGUACAAGCAAGGGCACAUGGCGCAGCACGUGCAGGGAGCGGCGUUCAACUGGGCGCACCUGAUGGGGAAGAACUUCUUCCACUUCACCGUCGAGCUCGUGCCGCUCUUCCUCGUCGUCGCUCCCCUCAUGCCCACGCUCAGAACGCUGCCGAUAAUCCUCAGGAAACCCCAGUGGCUGUACUACGACAAGUGGGCGGCACCUGUACUGGGCAUACAGCGAGACACCAUGCGCAUGCUGCCCAUCUAUUUCAAUGACCUCAUCCAUGUCGACGUGCUUUACCAGCCCAUAUACCAAGAUUGUGAUCGUCCCAGCCCGUCGCUCUGGCAACUCCUGCGCAGGCGCCACCUCCUCCACCCCUCUGGCCUGCCUCUCUUCAACCCUGACUGGACCUACCGUCAACAUCACGCGCCCCUCUCUGCCUCUGAGGCGCGCGCCUUCCCACCCGACUGGGUGGUGGUGCUGGCGAGUCGGCCAGAGGGCGGGGCGAGGGCGCUGGUGAACAAGGGCGACGUGGAGGGGGAGUUGGUGCGGCGCUUUGGGCGAGAGCGAGUGGUGGUGUUUGACAGGUCCAUGCCCAUUCUGCAAGCCCGGUCGUUUUUCCGGCGCACACGGUUCCUCCUGGGAGUGCGCGGAGCAGCUCACCAACACCACAUGCCCGAGGGGGCCGCGCUGCUCGAGCUGCGCCCUAGGGGCUGCCGCAUCACUGCUGUUUCUGAUUUCCCUUUCUUCCUCCUGCUAUCCCCUGCUUCAUCCGGCUCCCCCCUAUCUCCCCUGUUCCCUUAUCCCCCUUCCCCGCCUCUUGGUCCCUCAGCCCGCCUGCUAUUCCGGCGGACCCGCUUCCUCCUGGGGGUGCACGGAGCAGCGCUCACCAGCACCAUCUUCAUGCCCAAGGGGGCCGCGCUGCUCGAGAUGCGCCCUAGGGAUUGCCAAAUCACUGUGUUCCACCCACUUGCUGCCGCCUGUUCCAUCGCAUACCAUCUGCUGCUAGCUCAGGGGAAUUGUUCUUCUCCUGCAGUGGUGGAUUUGCCGAGCGUGGCUCGGGUGUGUUCAUCUUGCCUCAUCACCGGCAGCCCGCAGUCAUCUCAACAUUACCCUCUCAGGCGCGGCUCUUCUGUGCGCAUGUCCGUGACUGUGUUGGCGCCACACUGCCUCACACGCGCCCCCCUCACUGCACCCCCUCCGUCCGUCCCUUCCACUCUUCCACUCUCACUCCCCUCUCCCCACCCUCCCCUUCUUUCUCUCAGCAGCGCUGGCUGGCAUGGGCAAGGGGAAGCUGAUAGCAGCAGCGGGCGGAGAGGAAAGCCCCAUUUCAUAUCCCGCCUUCCUUCUCCACUGCUUCCCCACUUCGGAACUUGCAGAAGGCAGCAGCAGGAGCAGGUUUUCAACAGCAGCUGGUGGCAGCAGUGGAGGCGAGCGGACGCGAAGACAGACACCAACAUGCGGUCAGUGAAAGGGGGGGAGGAGGCUGCUUGCGAUGAGAGAAGAGGAGAGGGGGAGGGGUUGCAUUCAGUGGGAGAGCCCUUCCAUCCCGCGCCGGGGUGUGCCGUGCCAGUCGUUCGCCCACGUGGGGCACAACUUGUACUGCGGCUGGAGUGCACUCACCACUCUCAGGCAGCACGCGCUGGUGGACUGGCAGAAAGGCCGCCCUUCUCUCUACUCCCUCACACCGGCAGGGGUGGCGGCAGCACAGAUGUGCAUGGAGCGAGCAGGGCUGCAGGCAGACUCUCUCGUGCAGCCAUCAGAUGCUCCACCGUCCUCUACCGCUCUGCCACCCUCCACCACCGCUCUGCCAUCCGCCCCUCCACCAGCAGCUAUGCCUCCAUUACCCGCCCACCAGCUAGUUUUCCCUUUCCUCACCUCCUUGUCAACUUCACCCUGCUCUUCCACUCCCAUCCUCUUAUGUUUCUCCUUACUCCCGCUCUGCAUGCUCAUCUGGCGAACCGGGCAGUCCAGCUCACUGCAUUUCUCUCUCCCCGCACCUUCCAUCUGCCCCACAGGGCAGCACAGCUCACGGAGUUCCUCACUAGAGUGGAAAAGCUUCCGGCACAGGUCGCAGCACUGCCUGUGGGCGAUGCCCUCUGGGUGGCUCAGCCGCUCACUCCACCCGCCUCAUCCACUGCACCCCCCUCCACCUCCUCCUCCUCUCCACCCUCCUUCGCCCCGCCAUCCUCCUCCUCUGCUAUUCCCCCAUCUGCUCUCCCUGCUGCUUCGUCUUCCACUGCUCUGCCCGGCUCUCUGUUCUGCUUGGAGUGGGUGGCAGAGCGCAAGAGAGUGGAUGACUUGUGGCAGUCAAUCAAGUCAAAGCGAUUCAAGGAUCAGAAGCUGAGGAUCAAGCACUGUGGUCUUCGCCGCCCAAUCUACGUGGUGGAGGGCAAUCUGGACGCCAGCAACGGAGCGGAGAGCCUGCGCACGGCGUCCGUCCAAACAUUAGUGCACGACGGCUUUGACGUGCAUCACACCACGUGCAUCGCUCACACGCGCCGCCACUACGCUCAUCUCACUCGGGCCAUCGCUGACAUCUGCAACCGCCUCUCCACCGCACCCCACCACACAUCCUCGAGUCAGAUGCCCCAUUCUCCCGCACUCCAUGCCUCGUCCUCCUCUCCCACUCCUCGCGACUUCUGCGUCACCUUUGAUCAAUUUCUGGAUGACUGCCGAUCCUCACAGGCUCUCUCAGUGGGGGAUGUCUUUGGUCACAUGCUGCUGCAGGUGAGAGGCCUAACAGUGGACAUGGCUACGGCCGUCCUCCGCCGCUACCCCUCCCUGCCUGCCCUCCACGCUGCCUACACCUUUCUCGAGGGAAACCGGGAGGCACAGGAGCGACUGCUGUGUGGUGUGAAUGUGAAGGGAAAGGCUGUCGGUGCUGCAAUCAGUAAACGGGUUCAUGAGCUCUUAUGUACACCCAUCUAA
Closterium sp. Naga37s-1 is the source of this 2976-nucleotide messenger RNA. NCBI's taxonomy places the organism in Eukaryota, Viridiplantae, Streptophyta, Zygnematophyceae, Desmidiales, Closteriaceae. The record is from the annotation of a GenBank genome assembly.